This is a messenger RNA of Plutella xylostella (diamondback moth), 1156 nucleotides long. RefSeq names its product sodium/potassium-transporting ATPase subunit beta-2. The record is from RefSeq and is a predicted model, not a curated record. Gene Ontology annotation, molecular function: ATPase activator activity. Gene Ontology annotation, cellular component: sodium:potassium-exchanging ATPase complex. NCBI's taxonomy places the organism in Eukaryota, Metazoa, Arthropoda, Insecta, Lepidoptera, Plutellidae. Gene Ontology annotation, biological process: potassium ion import across plasma membrane; intracellular potassium ion homeostasis; sodium ion export across plasma membrane.
UCAUUCAUUCAUUCUGUAGUUUAGGUUCGUUUCGUUUGGGUGCGUUUACGUUUUACAUUUUUAUUCCGAUCACAAUUUUAUAACGAUUUUGACUAUUGUUGACUGGUUUAGUAAAACACAAAGUGCCUAACAUAAAUAACGAUGUCUCGGAAGGGCUUACAAGAGUUUGAAAUAGAUACAAAACCUUCGAAAAAGACAUCCAAACAGAAGUUCAACGACUUUUUCUACAAUGAAGAUACUGGUGCUAUUUUGGGGAGAACACCACAAAGUUGGGCGAAAAUACUGGUGUUCUACACAAUCUUCUACGCUGCGCUCAUAGCGUUAUUCUCCAUCUGCAUGGUGACGUUCAUGCAGCAGUUCAUCAACCCGCGCGUGCCGCGGCUGCAGCAGGACUACGGGCUCAUCGGCACCAGCCCCGGCCUCGGCUUUCGUCCGCUGCCCGAGGAUGUAAGGAGCACGCUGAUAUACUACAAGGGCACCGGCUACGACAGCUACAAGUAUUGGGAGAACCAGCUCAUUGAUUUUCUGUCAGUGUACAAGAAGAAGGGUCAGACAGCGGGCGCAGGUCAGAACAUCUUCAACUGUGACUUCCGCAACCCGCCCCCGCACGGCAAGGUGUGCGACGUGGACAUCCGCGGCUGGGAGCCCUGCAUCGAUGAGAACCACUUCUCCUUCCACAAGUCCUCGCCUUGCAUCUUCUUGAAGUUGAAUAAGAUCUACGGCUGGCGUCCAGAGUUCUACAACGACACGGCGAACCUGCCCGAGGCCAUGCCUGUAGACCUGCAAACACACAUCCGUAACAUUACCGCCUUCAACAGAGACUAUGCAAACAUGGUGUGGGUGUCGUGCCACGGCGAGACGCCGGCAGACAAGGAGAACAUCGGGCCGGUGCGCUACCUGCCCUACCCGGGCUUCCCCGGCUACUUCUACCCGUACGAGAACGCCGAGGGGUAUCUGAGCCCGCUGGUCGCCGUGCAUCUCGAGAGGCCGAGGACCGGCAUAGUGAUCAACAUCGAGUGCCGCGCGUGGGCCCGGAACAUCAAGUACGACCGCCGGGAGAGGCUCGGAGUCGUGCACUUCGAGCUCAUGAUCGAGUAGACCACGGUAGACCAGAGUAGACCACAGUAGACCACGGUAGACCAGAGUAGACCACAGU